Messenger RNA from Oryctolagus cuniculus (rabbit), 3505 nucleotides. The record is from RefSeq and is a predicted model, not a curated record. Lineage: Eukaryota; Metazoa; Chordata; Mammalia; Lagomorpha; Leporidae.
ACACCCGAUGUAACUUUUUCUAACACUUUCCACAGUUUCUCCUCCGUUUCUCUCUCCCCCUCUCCCUCUCCCCACAUGUAUGGUUUGUUUUGUUUUGGCUGAACAGCCUCCAAGCCGCGUGUAAGGCUGACCCCUGACCCCGUAGCAUCUUCACCACCUUUCAAAAUCUUAAUGAUUCCUAAUUUUCUCUCUCUCUUUCUCUCUCUCUGUCCCUCCCUCCCUUCCUUUCUUCCUCCUUCCUUUUAGAUUUAUCUUUGAAAGGCAGAGUUCCAGAGAGAGAGAGAGAGAGAGAGAGAGAGGUGUUCUAUCUGCUAUCUACUGGUUCACUCCCUAGUUGACCACAAGGACCAGGACUGGGUCAGGUGGAAGCCGGGAGCCUGGAAAGCCAUCAGGGUCUCCCUCGUGGGUGCCGGGGCCCAAGCACUUGGGCCGUCCUCCACUGCUUUCCCGGGUCCAUUAGCAGGGAGCUGGAUGGGAAGUGGAGCAGCCGGGGCUUCUGUGGCCUUGCAUGGGAAGCUGGCGCUGCAGCUGGUGGCUUGAUCUGCUGCGCCACAACCCAGGCUAGGAUUUUUCAAAGCACGUUCUUCUUGUUGGACUGUUAGGUCUCUAAGUUCGUUUUAAUCUAGAAGAUGGCUCCCUGGGUGCAGCAUUUUUAAAAUGCCUUGAGUCUUUCGCGGUGCUCAGGCCUGCGGUCUUGAGGAAAGGGCUGCCCACAGCGUGUCUCGUGGCUCCGUCCUCUGUCCCCCCUGCUCCCCACAACUGACAGCCCAUCAAAGCUGCCUUAGAUUCCGAUGAAACGUCUCUGGCCGAGAACUUCACAGGGAAGCUUGGGUCCUCCACGUUGCGCCAUCUCCUGCCGCCCUGUCGUCACGCUGCUGAGGUCCCUGGCCCUGGGCCAGCAGUACACAUCUCUGGGCUCCCAGCCCCUGCUCUGCGGCUCCAUCCCAGGCCUGGUCCCCAAGCAGCUGCGCUUCUGCCGCAACUACAUCGAGAUCAUGCCCAGCGUGGCCGAGGGCGUGAAGCUGGGCAUCCAGGAGUGCCAGCACCAGUUCCGGGGCCGCCGCUGGAACUGCACCACCAUAGACGACAGCCUGGCCAUCUUCGGGCCCGUCCUGGACAAAGCCACCCGGGAGUCGGCCUUCGUGCACGCCAUCGCCUCGGCCGGCGUGGCCUUCGCCGUCACGCGCUCCUGCGCCGAGGGCACCUCCACCAUCUGUGGCUGCGACUCUCAUCACAAGGGGCCGCCCGGCGAAGGCUGGAAGUGGGGCGGCUGCAGCGAAGACGCCGACUUCGGGGUGCUGGUGUCCCGCGAGUUCGCUGACGCCCGCGAGAACCGGCCGGAUGCCCGCUCGGCCAUGAACAAGCACAACAACGAGGCGGGCCGCACGACCAUCCUGGACCACAUGCACCUCAAGUGCAAGUGCCACGGGCUGUCGGGCAGCUGCGAGGUGAAGACCUGCUGGUGGGCCCAGCCCGACUUCCGUGCCAUCGGCGACUUCCUCAAGGACAAGUACGACAGCGCCUCGGAGAUGGUGGUGGAGAAGCACCGGGAGUCCCGGGGCUGGGUGGAGACCCUGCGCGCCAAGUACGCGCUCUUCAAGCCGCCCACCGAGAGGGACCUGGUCUACUAUGAGAACUCCCCCAACUUCUGCGAGCCCAACCCAGAGACGGGCUCCUUUGGCACCAGGGACCGGACUUGCAACAUCACCUCCCACGGCAUUGACGGCUGCGACCUGCUGUGCUGUGGCCGCGGCCACAACACGAGGACGGAGAAGAGGAAGGAGAAGUGCCACUGCGUCUUCCACUGGUGCUGCUACGUCAGCUGCCAGGAGUGCAUCCGCAUCUACGACGUGCACACCUGCAAGUAGGGAGCCAGGGCGCUGGGAAGGGGUGAAGCGUGCGGCUGGGUGGAUUCACCGAAGUCUCCUGGGAAGCAGAUGCGAGAGCCCAGCUCAGCCCUCAGUGCCACUCAGCAAGGAGCCCGGACUGUUGCCAGCUGUCCGUGGUAAAUGACCUGGACCCCACCUGCCGCCGCCGCCACCGCCGCCACCGGGAGCCGCUCCUCCCCCUCCCCCUCCGACUCUCACCCCACUCUGGAUGGUGUGUGGUUUUUACAGAAGGGGCUUUCUUUUUAGUUCUCGAGGGUCUGAUCAGAACAGACCCAAGGUUAUCUUUGCACACAUUAAAGAAAAUAAAAAUGAAAACAAAACAAAACAAAAACAAAAACAAAACCAAUUCUCCAACAGCACAGGCUGUGAGCUCUCGGCCUGGUGGUGAAGACCCCCGAUUCUGUCUGCAGACUGCCUGGGAAGGAGGACUGGCGCCCGCACCUCUGGCCACUCCCACUCCUGGCCAUGCUCGCUCGUGUGGCUGGGAGGAGCCCCGGGAAGGUGCGAGGCACUGGCUAGAGCAGAUGCAGUGUUGAGGGCGUUCUGGGGAGCGCUCGGGAGAGCAGUUCUGGGUCCCUCUGUCUCCUGUGCUGCACGAGGCAGGCAGAUCGCCCCCCGCCCCGUGGCCGCCGCUCCUGCCUGGCGGUGGACAUUGGGCGACAGGCCUUCUCCAGCCCCGGCGGCUCCCUAAGAAAAGAGCGGUGUCUUUGGAAGGGGCCAUGCAGUCCUCCCCCGCCCCGCUUCCCCAAACACUGUCCAGGUAGAGCAGCUGGACUCCUGGUCCCUAGUGUGAGUCAGACACGGGGUCAGCGAGAGGGAGGCUAACCGGAUCGCGGAAUCCCAGCUUUGGGACGAGUAGGUGGGGAGGAUGAGGACGGGCCCCUCUGUCUGCUCCCCAGGGACGCGCCUACCUGCGCCCCUCCCUCUCCCUCUCCAGUGCACGAGAGAAAAGGAGACAGAGGGCUUCCCCGCAGCGCCCAGGGUCUGGCUCCCGGCGCCUCCCUGCCCAGGCCUCCUCGAAGCACACGGGUCCUGCUGGGGGACCUGGGGCACAUGAGCAGAGUGGGGCAAGUGGAUUUGCCAGCACGGACCCAGCCAACUGCGGCGUGGUCGGGAGAGUCGUGGCCGAGGAGCAGCGCCGAACAAAGAUUGUUCUUUCUUCCCGCUUCAUCUCUGGUGUCUCCCUGAGGCUGACCCUGGCCCCUGGCCCAUGCCCCCACCGCGGUGGGAAGUGCCCCUCCCCCUGUCACCCAGCGAUGUCGCUCGCUUCCUGUGAGAAUUCUUCAGCAGAGUGGAUCCACACUUCCCCAGCCGUCGUUCCAUGUCUCUGUGUUCUCAUCACAAGUGAUAAAGUCACGUUUCCGGGCGGAUUCGAGUAGCCAAGACAUCCCCGUUCAAGGGUAGCACGAGUGCGUGGUCAGGUCGCAGCAUCCCACGGAGACUCCUCCCAACCUGCUGUAUCCAAAGUUUUGUAAAAAGUUGUAGAAGUUGUUGAUCUUUUUCAUUUUAUAUUCGAAAAGUCUCUUUUUAUAAAUAUUAUUUAUUAUACAAUGUAUAUACCUUUGAGUUAACUAAGAUUAUAUAUUAUAUAAAUAUAUAUAUAUUUGGAGAAAAUA